AUGAGCACCAUCCAAACCGAUACCAUCUUGCUGUUCAGUCAUGUCAGCAAGAUAUACUCGAACACCGCCUUGGAUUUGAAGGCGAGUCUUUGCGGGCUUCAAGAUCAAUGCCACUCUGUCGAUGACGGAAUUUGGUUCGGCUCAUGGGCUACAUUCAUCGACACUGUGCACACCUAUGUAUCAAGACUCAUCCAUCAUGGCGAAUAUUUGAAGGAGCGAUAUGACUUCGCUGAAAUAGGUGCCCGGCAGCUCUACCGGGUUCGCUAUAUGAUCGAGAAAUUCAAGGACGAGUUCGAGACCGGCUAUAUCGCACAACCCGAAGCCGUCCAAUAUCUUCUCUGCAGAUGGCGGCUCCACAAGAUCCGAGAGUAUCGCACAAAGCUCUCGGUCAUCGUCGCAUCCGCCCUCCAGAAUCUGAAGGUCAAGGCCUCCAUCGAAGAUGAUCGACACAUCGUGGCGAUCAACAACACCCUUCGGAGCCGUUUGGGGGAUGACGAACGCUCCAUCCAUCGGAGUAUUUAUGAGGUCAAAGGUCAACUGUAUAGCAUCUUCAGACCGCCGUCGAGGGACGAAGAAAUUCCGAAGAUCAUUAGGAAGCUCAAGCAGGUCCUCGAACUCGAAAUCGCGAAUGGAGCUAGUGGGUCAUGUAUUCACGAAGGCGCCCGGUACCUGAUCGACCUUUACAAGCGAAGCCUCGACACCCAGCCAACACACACCCCAUCGACGUGGAGUAUCCCAGAAGAAAACCUCGUCAGCAAGCGAGGUGUCGCCAAACAUGUCCUUGGUGAUGAGACUUGGACUAUUAUGAAGGCACGAUAUUUUGGGACCGGAGUGAUCCUCCUCCAAAAGGAUGACCUCAGCCCCGUCGAGUUGAAUCGGUUUCGAGUCUCCGUUUCCAAGUGGAUCAACCUUCGUCAUCCGGCGAUCGAGAGUCUUAUUGGGGUUUGCAACGAUGGUCCAAAUGUCGCUCUGGUGAAGAGUCUAUAUCGACAGCCGUUGGCAAGGACACUGAAGCAGUACCGGACCAAUUUAAGACAGGAUCGAUGUCUUCCUCUGCGAAUGCGCUGGAUUCAUGAGGUUGCAACAGGUAUGGCCUAUAUCCACAAGCAUGGCCUCGUUCAUGGGGAUCUCCGGCUUGAAAACAUCGUCAACGACCGGUACUGUGUCCAAAUCACAGUCAACUCAUGUAUCCACCGAGACAUCCAAGGUCGCCCUGUACAACGAGACGGAGUGUCGUAUGCCCCAGAGCUGCGUCGAAGGUUCCCAGCCGAACCCACGAUGGCCACAGACGUUUAUGCCUUUGGCAUCCUUAUGUGCUAUCUCAUUUACUGUCGACCGCCGGAAGUGUUGCAGCAUAUCGAGAAGAUGACACAGCCCGUCGAUGGUAUUCCUGCAGAAGUGUCAAGUGUGAAGCCAAAGUUUUAUUCUAGAUCCAAGGCUUAG
Molecule: messenger RNA, 1443 nt
Organism: Polychytrium aggregatum
Lineage: Eukaryota; Fungi; Chytridiomycota; Chytridiomycetes; Polychytriales
Product: kinase-like domain-containing protein
Exons: 2
Coding region: 1-1443 (480 amino acids)
Biological process (GO): protein phosphorylation
Molecular function (GO): ATP binding; protein kinase activity
Source: RefSeq, a predicted model, not a curated record